CGGCGUGCGUUUAAGUUUCAUUCACUCUUUCCUGAGCCUAUUCUGAAAGAACGUUUCCUUCGAUAGCAUACAAAGUGUCAUGAGACGAGUAAUUCACAAAUACGUGUUGCUGGCGAGCGUUCUCGUCGCUCUUGUCCAUGGUAGACGCCAUGGCUGGGAACAUAGAGUUAGUGUGAAUAGAGUGACAGAUGCUUUUGGCCUUUCAGAAGGCCCUCAUUGGGAUCAACGUACUCAAAAGUUGUACUUUGUCGAUAUAACCAAUCAAUAUAUACGUAGAUUGGACCCCGCAACUGGAGAAGUAAACAGCGCCUACAUAAAACAUGGUCCUGUUGGAGUUGUUGUAACUGUGGACGAUACUCCUGACAAACUUGUAGCAGGUUCUGGAAGAGAUGUCAUUCUUGUUUCUUGGGAUGGAGAUGAAAACGAAGCAAACACAACAAUCGAAGUAUUGUGUUCUGUCGACACUGAUCGUAAUCAAACAAGGAUCAAUGAUGGAAAAGUUGAUUCUCAUGGAAGAUUUUGGUUAGGCACUAUGGCUAAUGAAGUCAAUGGACAGGUAUCUCCCAAUGAAGGAACUUUAUAUCGCAUUGAUGACAAGCUUGAGCCUAAAACAGAAGUAACUCCUGUGUCAAUCAGUAACGGAUUAGCAUGGGACAAAGAGGAUAACAAAUUUUAUUAUAUUGAUUCACCUACGCGUCAAGUUGUAGGAUAUGAUUAUGAUCCACAAGCAGGAACAAUAUCUAAUAAGAAGGUUAUAUUUGACUUGAACAAAACUGAGUUACAAGGAGUACCCGACGGAAUGACUAUAGAUACAGAUGGUAAUCUUUGGGUAGCACUGUUUGGUGGUCAUCAUAUACCUGUCUACAGAGGAUCUGACAAACCAUUAAUAAAUAAUUAUGAACCUAGCGAUUAUUACGGUACUAAUGGAUUUGGAGAUUUUGAUUUUUCUCGAAACAUAACUGCAAAGCUGAAUACAACACAGAAUGCUUCCGCGUUACUUGUAGAUUUAGUGAAGCAAUAUCCAGAUGAAAUAGUUAUAGUCAGUCUUGGACCUCUGACAAAUGUUGCCAGGGCAAUUAUGUUGGAAUCCCGUUUCCUGUAUUUUGUAAAACAACAUGUAAUAAUGGGAGCAAGUAUUAAUUUGGACUCGGAAUUCAAUUUUAAACAAGAUCCAGAAGGUAAUUUGAUUGCGUUCAAUGAUACUAAUAAACCCAGCCUUGUAAUUCCAAAAGAAGCAGUGCACAGUGUCUCUAUUUCAAAGGAGGAAUAUAGAGAUCUCUUCGCUAGUUUGAAUCAAUCUAUCGCAAGCUUUUUGUAUCAAGCUGAAAAACUAGGUGUAGAAAAGGCAGAAUAUUGGGAACCAUCAGACGGCAUAGCCAUGGCAAUUGCGCUACAACCGGAAAUAACAACGGAAUCGAUUGAAACCAAUUUGAAGCCGAUAAUUAUGGGUGACAGAAGAGGUGCGGUUGAGAUAGAUUCCACGAAGAAACAUAAUGCAAAAGUUGUGAAAAAUUACAACGUGACUGCGUUUAAAAACUUAAUACUUGAAUACUUAUCUUAA
Molecule: messenger RNA, 1561 nt
Organism: Linepithema humile (Argentine ant)
Lineage: Eukaryota; Metazoa; Arthropoda; Insecta; Hymenoptera; Formicidae
Source: RefSeq, a predicted model, not a curated record